CGAAGGUCAAUAUGGAGAUGAUCGAUUUGAAAGUUUUCCGAUAGUACUGCAAUUUUUUUUUUGCAAGCUUUGAGGUGAGGGUUUAACUGUUAAAAUAUUUUCGAUUGAAGAUUAAUAAGAGGAAACGAGAGCAACAGAACCAGUGUCGUCAUCAUCUAUACUCGUAACAACCAAUUAGGUACUUGACUUUGCUUCUACUUCUGAAACCCUAGAUUUGGUAGGUCAUGACAGUGCCCAAUUCGCCAUUAAUCAAGUAAGCAAGACCAGAUAAUGGGGUUUUGCCUGGCUUGCUUUACUGGUCAAAGCAAGAAGGAGAGAGAGGAGGAAGAUCGUGUACAAUCCUCUCAAGCCCGAGCCAUGGCUGCCGAAGCAGCUCAAAAAAGGCAAGAGCAAUUCGAGAAAUCCGCUGCAGGAAGAGCUGCCCGUGCCCAAAUGGCGGCAGCUGCAAAGCAGUCUAAUGUUCCUAACAACAAAGGUGGACCUGUACUCCAGUGGCAGAUGGGAUGAUGAGCUCUGUCACUUUCUCCAGGUAAUUAACAUAGUGCGGGAAUUGGGGAAUCCUGGACGUCGGUUGUCAAAGGCAAAGUUGAUUGAAUCAAUAAUGGUUUCUGUUUUGGUGAACCGUAGCCAUCGUUACAAGGCUGUAUAGUGGUCCUUUGAUUAUUGUAAUCUAAAGCACAAUAGACUGUCAUACACCUGUACAGAUUUGAUUCCUAUAAUAAUUUAGAAGAUCCCUUCUUGUGUGUGUUAGUGCUUA
Messenger RNA from Amborella trichopoda, 757 nucleotides. RefSeq lists its product as uncharacterized. The record is from RefSeq and is a predicted model, not a curated record. NCBI's taxonomy places the organism in Eukaryota, Viridiplantae, Streptophyta, Magnoliopsida, Amborellales, Amborellaceae.